UGUGCGUAAAGGCUACAAACAUGUCUGCUAAGAAGGGAAGUUGAUGUUUUAACAGAUUAUCAGUAAAGGCUUUGGACACGUCUGUGGAUUGAUGAACUUCUGAGGCAGCUGAGGCGAGUUUCUCCAGUGCAGAUUCUGCUUGUUUAUUAUUGCUGCGUGUAUAAAUAUGUGUGGAUUCAUUGCACAUCAGCACAAGUUGCUGCUCGUUUUGAACAGAAGAUUUCAGGGACCUUCGUCAGCCUCUCAAGCUGCUUUUUACCACGUGACAGCUGCACAUCAGAGCCCAAAGGAUAGCAACCUCAACCCUGCAGUGAGGAGACGCCUCAGAAGCUUAAAUACCUCCAGUGUCCAACACAAGCCUGCAGGAGGGCAGGACCAUGGGGGCUCAGCUCAGAGAAGAGUGUUUAAAAGUGAUGAGAUCCCACUGCUGCAGAAGCAAAGGAGGGGAGAUGACUGCAGAGUGUCACCUGAACUCAGGAAACUGUGCCUGGAAGAUUUCCCUGCAGAGAGAGAGAGGCACAUGAAGCAGAAACCUGCACCCCAGGUCAAAGCAGAGGACUGCGAGGUUGUUUUUGGCAUCGCUCCCUGCUUCUUGGCUCUCACUCAGGGCAGGAGGAGGCUCCGUAAGCUCUUUGUAAAAGAUGGCGAGGCCUCUCACAGGGCGUCUGUGUUAAAGGUGUGCGAGGAGGCUUAUCAGCGAGGAGUUCGAGUCCAUCGGGUCAGCAGGAAGGAGCUGGACAAGAUGUCUUCUGGGGGAGUCCAUCAGGGAGUGUGCCUGUUAGCCAGUCCUCUGAGUUACCUCACGGAGGACUCUGCACCUAGCAGAGAAGACACUCCUCUGUGGCUCGUUCUGGAGAGAAUCCAGGACCCCAUGAACCUCGGUGCCAUCCUGCGCUCUGCUUAUUUCCUUGGUGUGGACAGAGUCGCCAGCAGUCUUCGCUACAGCUGCCCGCUGUCUCCAGUGGUCAGCAAGGCCAGCUCAGGCGUCAUGGAGGUGAUGGGAGUGUAUGGAUAUGAAAACCUUGAAGAAAUGUUGAAGCGGAAGGUGGCGCAGGGCUGGCAGGUGGUUGGUACAGUGGGACAGGAAGCAAAAGGGUCCCAGAUCUCCAUCACAGAGUGUUCAGACUUUAAAAUGACCAAACCCACGUUGCUGCUGAUGGGAGGUGAGGGAGAAGGGCUCUCCAAGGAGCUCCUCUCCAUGUGCCGAACACUUCUCACCAUCCCAGCAGGCAGGGAGCUGGUGCCUGGGAUCGAGUCUCUCAACGUUUCUGUAGCUACAGGCAUUCUGCUGCACUCUGUGCUGAUAUCCAGGAGGUCGACCACAUGACCCCCACCAGAAAUACGUGCCCAAAUAUCACAAGGAGACUGAGGCUCAGCUGUUUCCGAUCAACAUAACCAACUACAGAAAUGAAUAUUUCAAUGUAAUCUUGAGAAGUGGUUUUAAAAAAACAAAUUCGUAAUAAGACCAACAAGUUGCUCCAUUCAGAGCUUUGUGUGUCUUACUCCUCUGUGCUGUGGUGUCUAAAAACCACAGUUCCUCAGCUAAAUACUCCCCAUUUUCUUUUUCCUCCUGAAUGAGGAACAUUUUCUAAAAACACCACCCACUUGUUUCAGGAAGUUACUUAGCCUUUAAAAUAAAUAA
Messenger RNA from Archocentrus centrarchus (flier cichlid), 1642 nucleotides. It is a transcript of the gene mrm1, whose product is annotated as mitochondrial rRNA methyltransferase 1 homolog (S. cerevisiae). NCBI's taxonomy places the organism in Eukaryota, Metazoa, Chordata, Actinopteri, Cichliformes, Cichlidae. The record is from RefSeq and is a predicted model, not a curated record. Bases 167 to 1327 code for a protein of 386 amino acids. Gene Ontology annotation, biological process: rRNA methylation. Gene Ontology annotation, cellular component: mitochondrion. Gene Ontology annotation, molecular function: rRNA (guanine) methyltransferase activity; RNA binding. The transcript has a single exon.